UACCGGGAGUGCUGUGACCGGUUGAGGAUGCAGAAAGGCCUGAAAAAGUACUUCGUCAACAUGGACGAGUACCUGAGCAGCCUGAGCCUCUACCGGAAGAUGGUGGCGCGAGACGCAUCCAGCCUGUUCAGAGCCGUGUCGGAACAGUUGUACUACUCUCAGAACUACCAUCAGAGGAUCCGUCAGGACUGCGCUGACUUCAUGAGAGCCAACAGAUGCAACUUUGAACCGUUUGUUGAAGGAUCCUUUGAGAAAUAUCUGGAACGCCUGGAGGACCCCAAGGAGACGGUGGGUCAGGUGGAGAUCAAGGCUCUGUCUCAGCUGUACAGACGCUGUUUCCUGAUCUACCGUUACCCGGGGAAACCAGCCACCGUCAUCUCGGAGGAAGACUGUGUUGACAAGGUGACGCUGUGUUGCUCCAUCAAUGGUCACUAUGACAUAGUUUACCCGAGGACGUACCCCGUCUCUGCUGCUGUCUGUCAGUCUCUUUUCUAUGAGCUGCUCUACACUCAGGUGUUUGGGUUUGAGGAGGCGGAGCUCUGUCAGGCCAUGGAGGCCUUCAGGGUCGGCGGUCGGCGCUAUAGAAACAGCCCAUCUGUGUGUAGCGAUGUCGAUUUUGGCUAUGAGACACCUGAGGACCGAUGUCACAGGGAGGAGGCGGAGUCGUGUGGAGCUGCUGACGAUAAACUGCACAGUGUGACCGCUGAGGAGAAGCCUCCUGCUGAAGCCCCGCCCCCUUCCAGACUGUCUCUACCUUACAAGGUCAUGAAGUCUCUCGAUGGAGAAGCAUACAGGAACCUGGAGUUUGACGUGUGGCAGGACACCUGUAAAGAAAUGCAGAAGACUGACUACAUGGUGUUUGCGGGGAGGCAGUACUUCCUGGGAGACAAGUGUCAGGUGCGUCUGGAGCCAAAGGGAAAGUACUACAACGCCUUCAUCCAGGAAGUAGGAACGCACGCGGCGGCCGUCACCGUCUUUAUUGAAGAGCUGGGAGAGAAACACCUGGUUCCUCUGACGGACCUGAAGCCAGUCAACCCAGUUCCAGCCUGGAACGUCGCUGCUCCGAUCAGGAAGGGAGACCUGGACGUCGACUCUCGUGGUCAGCGACAUCACCGCCAUCGCUACUUCAGGAAGUCUCGUGGCAACAGCGGGUUGAAGGGGGCGGAGCUUCUGAUGUCGCCGACUUCCUACGGAGGCCCGACUUCCUCCGCCCUGCCCCCCCGCUUCCAGCCAGCAGGCCACCCUCGCCCGCCACCCCCCCUGUCACCAGGAACCAUGACCUAUGACCCCUACGCCCCCCCCCACCACCACCCCCCACCCAGACCUCCUCGCUACGGAGCCUCCAGAAGCUCCACCCGUUUCCUGAACCGUCACCUGAUUGGCCCUCAGUUGACCUAUUACCACCCUGGAAGGAGGUAUUACCAUGACUACGAGAGCUAUGCCUUCAGGUCACGCCGUAGUCGUCGUCAGCUGGCGGCUGCCUUGAACAAAGACUGUCAGUUUGGGUUCCCAGCGGAGGUGGAGGAGGAGACGUCUGACUUGGAGGCCAACAUCACCUUCUAUCAGCUGGACGACCGCGACGGUGUCUUCCCCCCGCUGGCGGGUCCCGCUGUGCCCCCCCCCUCCAUAGGAGCCCCGCCCCCUCCCAACGGCUCCGCCUACAGAGUUCAGAGAGGGGCGGGGCCUGCACCUCCACUUGGGAGCCCCCCCAUCUGUUCGUCCGAGGAGGACCAGGAGGAUGCCAGCACCGUAGAGGACCAGGCAGAGUACACAGAGGACUACAUCUACAUCACUCAAGAUCAGAACUACCAGACCUCAGGUGUUUACACUGCUGCUGAGCCCUCCAACAAGGACGAACAGGAAAGAGGAACUACUGAUUCGCCACCGAGACCAGAGAUGAACUACAGCUACACACAGCAGGUGGUGAAACCAUUAGUAAUCUGCUCUUCACCCUCGUCUUCCUCCUCCUCACCCUCUUCUCCAUCACGUGUACCUGCCACUGCCCACCUGCCGGCAGCCACACAGACACGCUCAGUUGCCAUGGGGAUUCCAGCCUCUUCUCCCUGGUUGGUUAAUGAGUUGGGUGAGCCCGUCUGCACCAUGGUAGCGCCGCCCGCUUACUCCUACGAUCCUAACGGCAGUGAUUUACCCAGAGACUGCAGAGUCCUCCAGUAUUACUUCAAUUUAGGAGUCCAGUGGUACCAUCAGAGCUAUUGGCAGCAACAGCAGCAGGCGUACCCUGCCACCUCACCAGAGGCCUCCUACCCUUACCAGCACUACACCCCCUACCUGAACCAGGAGCCCCUGCAUGCCGCCCCCCCGCUCUACCCAGAAGACGACUCGAGGCCUCCAUCAAACCUCCUCCUACUACCCAGAAUCCACCAGGGCAGGAGAUGGACAGACGGACGGACACAGCGGUGGCGAAGGCCCCUCCACUUCAACUAGCCCAGCCCCUCCUUGCUCCGCCUCCUCCUCUUCUCUCCUGUACCACGAUCAAACACCUCUCCCCCCUCAGUCGCUGCUGCACCUGCCGUACGAAGCCCCGCCCCCCACCACCUACAUGCCAUCAGCUCCCCCCCCCCUUCCUCACCUCACCCAUCACUCCUCUUACCAUACCUGCCUCCCUCCCUCUGCCCACUGGGGUGCACUGCAGACUGGAGGCCACGGCACCCGGGUCUACUGCCCCACUUCUAACCCCACCCACGUGGUCGGUUACAUCACAGCGCCGCCAACGCACUACAUCUCACCCCCCAUCUAACACGCCCCUUGUGUUCCAUGAAAAGGGCUAACUGCUAAAGAGUUGGCAGAAAAAGUAACGUUGGUGAUUAAAACAACAUUUGAGAAUAACAACCAAAGAAACAUUAACAUUUUAAUGUUGAAAGAUGUUAUGAAAACAAGUUUGUCAGCGUGGUCGUGUUUGAUUCACGCGCUAAAGGAGAGUUUUAGUUUUUCACUUAUUUGUUGGUUGUGACUGAACAGAUCGUUUCAUGGAGGUUGAUUAGUUUAAUUUGUCAACCGGUCAAAGGGGGGGUGACUGUCCCUGUUUAUCGAGGGAUCUAUUUGUGUUUGAGUCUGUUCAAACUGGUUUUCUUUUCUUUCUGGGUGAAUAAAGUUUGUUUCACCAGCAGUUAA
Gasterosteus aculeatus aculeatus (three-spined stickleback) is the source of this 3132-nucleotide messenger RNA. RefSeq names its product ALG13 UDP-N-acetylglucosaminyltransferase subunit (gene alg13). Gene Ontology annotation, molecular function: cysteine-type deubiquitinase activity; K63-linked deubiquitinase activity. Gene Ontology annotation, biological process: protein deubiquitination. The record is from RefSeq and is a predicted model, not a curated record. Lineage: Eukaryota; Metazoa; Chordata; Actinopteri; Perciformes; Gasterosteidae.